This is a messenger RNA of Megalops cyprinoides (Indo-Pacific tarpon), 2747 nucleotides long. RefSeq names its product PDZ and LIM domain protein 5-like. NCBI's taxonomy places the organism in Eukaryota, Metazoa, Chordata, Actinopteri, Elopiformes, Megalopidae. Gene Ontology annotation, cellular component: stress fiber; Z disc; filamentous actin. The record is from RefSeq and is a predicted model, not a curated record. Gene Ontology annotation, molecular function: muscle alpha-actinin binding; actin binding. Bases 490 to 2352 code for a protein of 620 amino acids. Gene Ontology annotation, biological process: muscle structure development; actin cytoskeleton organization; heart development. The transcript is spliced from 13 exons.
CUUAACACUUAAACUAAGAAGUCUGUCAAAGCCACCUCCUGCCACCAUCCUCUUCUCGCAGUGUUUUACAUGUUUGAGAGUUUUGAAAAUGAUUUUCCUUUGAUCGAAUAUACGUGAAACAAAAAACAACCUAUGGGUGUUGAUCUAGCCUUUGUCUCGUGGCGAUCACAUUCAUCAAAUUAUACUAUUUCUCGUUUGGUUACUUUUUUGUGGUCCGGCCCCUGCUUUGAUGACGUAAUCUGAUAGAGAGAAAUUUACCUCCUCCCCACGGGGAAGCGACAAGAGCGGAAGCCAAACUGGUGUGAGAAACUCGGUGUUCGGCAGCACAGUCAGCCUGGUUACACUCGCAGUGCGGCUGGACGGGACGGAGACACAUUUGCGCCACCAACAAAGAGGACGUCUCACAGUUGGAAUUAAGGAGCACCUGACUGCGCACAUCUGCAAGAACCCAUCAAGAGCGGAAAUCUAAUCCAUUGAAAUCGGUGAACCAUGAGCAGCAAUUAUAGCGUCUCGCUGGCGGGCCCCGCCCCUUGGGGCUUCAGGCUGCAGGGUGGGAAGGACUUCAACAUGCCCCUCACUAUCUCCAGGCUGACGGACGGGGGCAAGGCGGCCAAGGCAAACAUCUCCGUGGGAGACGUGGUGCUGUCCAUCGAUGGCAUUGCCACUGAAGGCAUGAACCACCUAGAGGCCCAGAACAAGAUCAAGGCCUGCGCUGGGAACCUUAACCUCACCCUGCAAAAAGCCUCCAGUGUGCCAAAACCCGUGGUCCCUAAGGAUGAACCCCAGGAGAUCAUUAAACCCGUGCCCAUCACCCACCCAGCUCCUCCCACCGCACCCACCAGCACUGCCCCCAACCCUGCCUACAACAAAACUGCUCGGCCCUUCGGGGCGGGGUCUAGCGGGGGUGUGGGGAAUGUCGCUGCCCCAGUGCCCAAAGUGGCCUCCAUCCCCUCCGCCUCCUCUGCUUUCACCCCGGCCGCGCCCACUCACGCCCCUCCCCCCCAGCCUCCCUUCCCUCUGGCCAGCUCCUCCUCCCCCUCGCGCAUCUCGCCCAACCCUACCGCUAAGCCCAGCCUGGGCCGCGCCCCCUUCCCUGGCUCCUCCUCCUCUUCUUCCACCUCCUCCUCCCCUGGUAGAGUGACAGCGUCCCCUUCCACUCCUACUCCGCCGCAGCCCUCUGUCUAUAACACUCCCAUCAACCUGUACUCCAAUGAGAAUGCGUGCGAGGUGGCCAUGGGGCAGAGGCGGGGCCUGUUGGAGAGCCAGGGUGGAGCCGUGCAGCACAAUGGGGCACCCCGGAAGCCCAUCGUGGAGACGGACAUCGAGUUCUACCACGUGCCAAGCCACGGCGACGCCAGCAAGAAGCGGCUGAUCGAGGACACUGAGGACUGGCACCCCCGCACCGGCACCUCCCAGUCCCGGUCCUUCCGGAUCCUGGCCCAGAUCACUGGCACCGAGCAUGAGCUAGAGAGAAAAGACAGCGACACUGAGAAGAAGACGAAUGAUUUCGCUGAUGAGGCCAAGCCUACCAGUCAUAUCACAUCGCCUGUGAAGACCAUGACCAAAAGCCCAGCCAGUGCCCCGAGAAACGUUAACCCCUCCCCUGGCACUGCCUACAAAUCCCCUUCUGCCCAAGGCUCUGGGUACUUCAAGUCAGGCCCCCAGGUGGGACAUGUUGCCCCAUCCUAUGGGAUGGUGAGCAACAGCAACCCGAGGGCCCUGCCGCCCGAGCGCCCCAUCCCCCAGCCCCACCCAAAAGACGAGGACUCCCUUGUGCAACGGGCGGAGCACAUGCCGGCAGGAACGCGCACGCCCAUGUGCGCACACUGCAACAUGGCGAUCAGGGGUCCUUUCCUGGUGGCAAUGGGGAAGUCGUGGCACCCUGAGGAGUUCAACUGUGCACACUGCCGCACCUCCCUGGCUGACAUCGGCUUCGUGGAGGAGAGGGGGUCGGUGUACUGCGAGCACUGCUAUGAGGAGUUCUUCGCCCCGACGUGCGGCCGCUGCCAGCAGAAGAUCCUGGGGGAAGUGAUCAACGCCCUGAAGCAGACCUGGCACGUGUACUGCUUCCUGUGUUCAUCCUGCCAGCAGCCAAUCCGCAGCAACACCUUCCACCUGGAGGAUGGGGUGCCCUACUGCGAAGCAGACUAUUACAACCUCUUUGGUACAAGCUGUCAUGGCUGCGACUUCCCUAUCGAGGCUGGAGAUAAGUUCCUGGAGGCCCUGGGGUUCACUUGGCAUGACACCUGCUUUGUGUGCUCGGUGUGCUGCACCAGUCUGGAAGGUCAGUCUUUCUUCUCCAAAAAGGACAAGCCCCUUUGCAAGAAGCAUGCCCACACUGUCAAAAUCUGACCCCCCACCCCCUUCCAAAGAAGAGGAAAGGAAGAGGAUAGAAAGAAACGAUGACCUUUUCAGCCAGCUGCUGAUAUUUUUCAGUUGUUUAAAAGAUUGAUUCCUUUUAUUCUUUGGAGUUUGUUCAGCAGAGAUAUUUUUGGGUUUUGAGGGGUUCUUACUCUCUCUUUCCUGCUUUGCCAUUUCUGAUUUUUCAUGUUGUGAAUAGCCAGUGCAUACUGUUCUGAAGGGGAAGGUGCCAUUAAGGUUGGAUCGAGAACACAUCUCUCGAUGAGAUCAGACUUGAUCAGCCUGGUUCAGACAGAUAUGUAUGAAACAACAAAGCAAAAUGAACCGAAAUCCUAACUUGCUUUAAGUGCACAUCUGCCUUUUGUUUUUAAACCUUUUACAGCACA